Messenger RNA from Acaulospora colombiana, 948 nucleotides. The record is from the annotation of a GenBank genome assembly. Lineage: Eukaryota; Fungi; Glomeromycota; Glomeromycetes; Diversisporales; Acaulosporaceae.
GGAGACGCAUUCAUGCAGAGAAUGUACAAGUCACUCCCACGACUUAGUGCUUCCUCAGCGGCACGGACGACAGGGUCUAUUGAACCCUUUAAAGAGGUCGUCACACUUCCAGCCAACUCAUCAGAAGCAGAGGCAAGGACCGUCUACGAGCAAUGGGCCGCGAAAGCGCGGUUCGAAUACUGCGACCUGGAAGUCAAGAAUGCAGACGGCUCCACAUCUUCCCCGCCAAAUUACAAGUUUAGCUAUAAUAGCGACGCUAGAAUGCUGGUCAACUCAGACCUACCCAAGCGCAGUUUAGCCAUCGCGAGAGAAUUGGCCGUACUCACCACGAAUCUGCCCAUUGCCUGGGAUUCCUCUGUGUUCCUCAGAGUAGACGAAAGUCGCGUGGACAUCAUCAAGGCCCUAAUAACUGGCCCAGAAGGAACACCGUAUGAGGGCAAGGUGUGCCUUUCUUUACUGGGGACAUGGGAUGGUCCUGGCUGGAUCAGCGGAAAAUCGACUCUUCUGCAAGUCCUUAUUUCUAUUCAAUCGAUGAUUCUAUGCGAAGAGCCUUGUACGUGGAUCAAAAUCAUGGCAGGGUUUCCGUACUCAUCUUCUCUAGACUUGAACGAGCCUGGUUGGGCAAAUCAGGCUGGUACGCCCGCAUCGCAAGCAUGUAAGUAUUGUCACCUGAGAAGUACUGUAGCUCAUCAAGUAUAUAGACUCCGCAAAUGUCAGGAGAAUGGUCGUGCAUACAGCAGUGAGCUUCAUAUCUCUAACCGGAUCCUCUAUACAUCGUUUAAUUGGGCCAAGGCUAUCUCACAGCAGCUAGAUAAAUGGUUGAAAUUGGAUGAUGGACAACCUACCAAUGGCGCGAACAACGGAGGAAGCCUUGGUACUCCUGGGAAUCAGGGCUCCGCUUUCCAGAGAGAUGUAACAGAGCUCAAGGAUCUAUUACAGAAGAUGUAA